Bemisia tabaci is the source of this 4650-nucleotide messenger RNA. It is a transcript of the gene muc, whose product is annotated as dihydrolipoamide S-acetyltransferase muc. The record is from RefSeq and is a predicted model, not a curated record. Gene Ontology annotation, biological process: pyruvate decarboxylation to acetyl-CoA. Gene Ontology annotation, cellular component: pyruvate dehydrogenase complex. NCBI's taxonomy places the organism in Eukaryota, Metazoa, Arthropoda, Insecta, Hemiptera, Aleyrodidae. Gene Ontology annotation, molecular function: dihydrolipoyllysine-residue acetyltransferase activity.
AGUUUGGAGGUUAGAGUAUUUUGAAGUUUAAAAGUUCGAUUGAACGAGGCAGGUGUAAAUUUUUUACGAACGCAGGUUUCAACCUUGGUAUCAUGUCGCGGCUAGUGUUGUUUAGAAAUUGUGCUUUUAGACUCAACUCCAAGAGCAAUAAUUGUUGUAAGAAUGUGAUAAGGUGUCUAAGCUCUGAGAGCAACAAAACUCUAGUCAGUCACCAUGGGACAAAUCUCUCCAGGGCGGACAAUUUCUUUAAAGCAAAAACGCAGUCUAGUCAUAGAAAUGUUUUUCGCAACUAUUCAAGUGAUGCUGAUUUCCCUGAUCACAACAAAGUACUCUUACCAGCCCUAUCUCCUACCAUGGAAAUGGGAACAAUUGUAUCAUGGGCUAAAAAAGAAGGAGACAAAUUGAAUGAAGGAGAUUUAUUAGCUGAAAUCGAAACUGACAAAGCAACUAUGGGUUUCGAGACCCCUGAAGAAGGUUAUCUUGCCAAAAUUCUGGUGCCUGCAGGAGUCCGAGAUGUGCCCAUAGGGAAACUUGUUUGCAUCAUUGUUGAUGAUGAAAGUAAAGUCGCUGCAUUCAAAGAUUACAAAGACGAUGGCUCCGCCGCACCUGCUGCUGCUGCAGCACCUGCCCCGACACCAGCGCCUGCUGCUCCGAAGCCUGCCGCUGCUGCACCACCUCCACCUUCACCAGCUCCUCAACCAGUUUUCACUCCGUCAUCUGUACAGUCAGCAAGUCAUGGCUCAAGGAUUUUUGCAAGUCCUCUGGCCAAGAAACUUGCCGCUGAAAAAGGCCUUGAUCUUGCGUCGAUUGGUCAAGGAUCUGGUUUAUUUGGCUCCAUCACAUCGAAAGACCUCGCAAAAGCCAGUGUUGCCUCGGCUCAAACAACCAUUGCUGCCCCAGCCAGAGUAGCUCCUGCAGGAUCCUUCUCAGAUUUGCCCACAACAGGUGUAAGAAAUGUCAUUGCAAAGCGGCUUCUGGAAUCUAAACAGACCAUUCCGCACUACUAUUUGACUGUAGACAUUUCUAUCGAUGAAAUCAUGAAACUGCGUAAACAGAUGAAUGCUGCUUUAGAGAAGGAAGGUGCAAAAUUGACUGUCAAUGAUUUUAUCAUCAAAGCGACAGCCUUAGCUUGUAAAAAAGUUCCUGAAGCUAAUUCUGCAUGGAUGGAUACAUUCAUAAGAGAGUUUCACACUGUUGAUGUAAGUGUUGCUGUGAGUACGAAGACCGGUUUAAUCACACCCAUAGUUUUUGAAGCAGAGAAGAAAGGUCUCCUUGAGAUUAGCCAAGAAGUUAAAGCAUUAGCAAAUAAAGCAAGAGAGGGCAAAUUGCAGCCCCACGAAUAUCAGGGAGGAACCAUCUCUAUAUCAAAUCUAGGAAUGUUUGGAAUUAGAACCUGUAGUUCUAUUAUCAAUCCCCCGCAAUCCUGUAUUUUGGCUGUAGGUGCUCCCCAAACACGUCUUGUUCCUGAUAGCAACUCGCCAACAGGCUCUCGACCGUCCGAUUUUCUGCAAGUAACUCUUAGUUGUGAUCAUAGGACAGUUGAUGGUGCUGUUGGUGCCCAGUGGCUAAUAGCUUUCAGGCAGCUAAUCGAAAAACCAACAAAUAUGCUCCUUUAAGACUUGUGCAAACUCAAUUUUUUUUUUUAGAAAAUUCAGGAAAAUUUUCUAACUGCCACAACAUGCGUCGCGGGAGAAAACGAGACUAAGGCUUCAGCUCACUGAAACUUUCACACUUGGUUACAACUCAUUCAGUAAUUUAAAUGCAAGUCAAAGCGCACUCUCAUUGUUGAUCAGUCAAACUGCUUUGCUCCGACAUGUAAAUCUAGAUUUUGUUUCACAAUAUAAGCAGCAAGGCAUUUAGUGAUUAGGUCUCAAUGUACCUGGCUUUAGUAAUUAUCUAUUUGGUUGGUCCUAUGACCAAGUUCUGUGUACAUCUCACUGAGGAUUGUGUAAUUCUUCCAAAACAACAAGGAUCCCCAAAAUUCCUCAGAAAGUAGGAUUUUCAAUAAAAUUUUGAAGUCAGUUGCACUUAAAAAUAUUAAAACCGCGCUGAGGAUGCCGGAGUUGCGAGCCGGAAAAACGCGUCCACAUUUUAAUAUUUUUACAUGCAAAUGAGUUUAAAAUUUUAUAUUGAUCAUUUAUUUUGUGCAGGUCUCCGAACGAAUCUUGAAGUAGGAUUUUGAUGACUGUAAUGUCGGGGUAAAAGACAGAACGCACUCAAAUGGAAUUAUCCUUCCGAUCAGCAACAAAAAUACACGCACGAAAAAAAUACCUCUUUGGCAUUUUAACUACUUAAAUGAAAUUGCUAAUAGACUUGUUUUGCUAUUAUGUAUGUCUCUCAUACAUAAAGAUAUUUGCUUCUAAACACUUUUCCUAUGUUUUCCUCCUCCUCUUGUUCUACUUCAACAGGUAUUUUAACAAUGUGUUGAAAAUAAGAAAAAAUUAGAGUUUUGUCAGAUUUUCUCAAUCAGUCGUCAUCAUCUUCUUUAUUAAAAUUAUAGACCAUCACAGAAAAAUUAUAAUUGAAACAGAAUUUGACUUACUGACCAACCUGAUCAAAAAUAGUUUUUAAAACAAUAAUAAAUAUUCAUUUUAUAUUAAAAAUGAUGGCAUAGGCUCUAAGUUGUAGUUCCACUGAAGCCCUCAAUGUGUGGAAAUACGCAUGGACCCCUUCAAACGCUUAUGGUCAAUCGAAUGGGUGAGAGCCAAAAGGACGUAAAAGUGCACCAGGCGAAGUAAGAUCUAAAGCCCAUUGUUAACAGUGUUUUCUCUUCAAAAUUUUAUGCUUAUGAGCGUAGUGUUUUUUUUUUUUUUUUUUUUUUUUUUUGUUUCUAUGCUCCUCUCUUUUUUUUUUCUCUUGUCUGGAAUUCAUUUUUCUUUUUUUUUCUUCCUGAUUUCAGUCAAUACAAUUUUUUGUAUCAAAUUAUGUGCAAACUGGAGUACCAAUAUUUUAUUACCAAAUGGUUUUAGUCUUGGUAUAGACAAUAAUUUCAAAAUCUGCAAUGUUGAUCAAGUGAGAAUGUUUCUCCCUAAAUAUCCCGGUGUCCUAUAUUUUCUGUUUAAUUGUUGCUAGGUUAAUAUAGAAUCUACCAUUGUAAGUGGUUAAAGUUGUUUUUAGUGGUCAUGAAGAUGAGGAAGAAGCAGAAUUGUCUUCUCUGAGUACGUAAAUUAUACCUCUGAAAAUUGCUUUUACAUAAUUUUUGUACCAAGAUUUCUGAUACAAAUUCAAUAUUUGAAUCGCACAAAGGAUUAUUGAGUAUUUCUUUUUUUAGGACAGAGAGUUGUGUUGUCCGUUUUCUCAUUUUUUUUCUCAGUAUCUACUUAGAAUCUCUUUUGGCACCACUUUAUUCAAUAUUUGCUGUACCCGUCAAAUAUGUUCAUCAAGCAUGACCAUUCUUCGCUAUGCCAAAAAUGAAAACGCUGAGUAUCAUUCACCUGAGACUUGGUACCACUUAUAACCUAUUUUCUAUAAUUUUCCAAAAGAUGGUGCUGUUUAUCAAUGUAACAGGGUGGUGAAAUAGUGCUGGGUCCACAUUAUGCGGUUACAUACAGUUGUUGUUACGUACAGUUCAGGCCGAAUUUUUAGUGUUUUUUUUUUUCUUGUUUAUCAAUAAAUUAAUGAGUACUUAACACAUCUGAGCCUCGCACGAAAAAAAUAGUGCAGUUUUCAGGGAGUUCACCAUUUGCAUAAUUUUUUUCUGUCAAAAUGUGUAACUGUCAUAACCAAUCUGUUGUAAUUAAACAAAGAAAAAAUUCUAUGUAUUAAUGUAGUGCUCUUGUGCAUAAUUUAGUCACCCAACAACAUUGAGUAAUAUUUUUUGGUGUACUUUCAAACAGAUGAACAAGAAGGACAUUCAUGCCCUGUGGGUAGUUGUGGAAACAUCACAAAAAUGAAUUUGCUCCAAGCUAGAUAAUUUUUUUCUUUCCUCUCUUCUUUCAUCUUCAUGGACAUUUUUGAAAGCAUAACAAUCGUUAUAUCUUCGUUAUGAUCUUUAAAGAAGCUAGUGCUGUAAGUUGCCGAAAUUCAUAGAUUUAAGGAUGUAAUUGUCACAGUUGAUUGAAAUGAUGAGGUUUCAUUCGAAUUGUUUGUUAUUUAGUGUAUAAAAAUCUUAAAGCAGUCUAUGUUUCGUUAUUUGCUCACACAAAGGAUUCCCUUAGUUUCAAAUCAAUUUUGAUUUUGAACCCUCGGACUUUGCUGUUUUUGCUGUCUAAUAUGGGAUCUGUUCAACAGAAUCAGUCGGCUCCAGUAAAUUUGUUUGUCGAGCUGUAUGCUAUUCUUGAAUUACUCAACAUUCCGUUAAAAAUGCCUUUAUUCUAUUUAAGGCUUGCAGGUUGCUUUCAUCAUAAUGAUCUUGGCUUUUUAGUGUCGGUAACGAAACCUAACUGAUGUAUCCCAGUUAUUGGUAAACAAAAUUUGUUCACAAUCAGUCAUUGGAUUUAUUAACGUAAUCAUUUUGAAUCAUUUUUUUCUUCAUCCUCGGGUUUUGAAAUGAUUUAAAAUCCAUUUAUGUUUGGUUUUAAUCCUGUGUUUAUUUCUUUUUCGUUUUUCUUACUUUUUUAAAUGUUAUUGUAACAAAUUCUGUCUACCCAUCAGUUUGUAAAUCUUGUACCAUCAAAAAUGCCAUAAACAUUUAAUUUAUUUUGUUUUAUA